Messenger RNA from Exophiala dermatitidis NIH/UT8656, 1895 nucleotides. RefSeq lists its product as uncharacterized. NCBI's taxonomy places the organism in Eukaryota, Fungi, Ascomycota, Eurotiomycetes, Chaetothyriales, Herpotrichiellaceae. The transcript has a single exon. Bases 508 to 1308 code for a protein of 266 amino acids. The record is from RefSeq and is a predicted model, not a curated record.
CGGGCAUCAAUGAGUCGAUCCAACAAGAACAUCCUGCAACAAUCCGCCCCAUGCCAGUGUCCCUUGUAUUUGGCGCGUCCGUCUCCGUCGCCGUCUCCGUCGCCGGCCUCGAUGGCACUGCAGGGCAGUAAAAGUAAAAGUAGAACUUGAAGAGGGAUGGUAACGCAGGGUAGUCGCACGGGGUCGGUCUUGAGAUUUCUGAAACACAGAUAAGCUGGGGUCAUGGCCCACCUCAACCCUCGAUCGUUUCCUUUUCGAAAUGGGUUCAUGAUACUUAUUCUUUUUCCACUUCGACUUCGACUCUUUCCCCGGUGGUCAAUGCAAUUAACCAUUUGACAGACGUCACUGGAAUCAUCGUCGGUGAAAUAAAGCUUCUUGUUAAAGCUUCUUUUUGCACCUCUGCCUUCUCUCGACUACUACCUCCCUGCCUACCUACCUACUGUAGGUCAGUUUGGGUCGUCGUUUGAUUCACCAAGCCAAGACACCGACCGCCUGCAAUCCAUCAAGAUGGGUCAAACGGCAUCCCAACCAGUUCCCGACAAGACCUUAAAAGUCAUAGGAGCCGGACUAUCCAGAACGGGCACGACGUCGUUUGGCGCGGCGUGUUCUUACCUGCUAGACGGCCCGUGCUACCACGGCGGCACGCAACUUCUCCGAUCACCCGAAUCACAUAUCAACCGCUGGAUCGAUAUCUUCAAGCACACGCCGGUGCAGAGCGAGGAAGACCGCCAGGUCGUGCAUGCGGGCGUGAAGGAAAUGCUCGACGGUUACGUCGCCUGCACCGAUCUGCCAUCCAAUGCCUUUGUCGAGGAACUGAUGCACAUCUACCCGGACGCCAAGGUCAUCUGCACAGUCCGCGAUCCGGAUAAAUGGUGGAACAGUCUGGCGCCGAUCGUCGAGAAUGCCAAUCUGACUGCUCUGUCGUGGAUCCUCGCGCCGCUGCCCACGCUGCGCAGGUUCUGGACUUACCAUCAUGCCAUGGACGACGGCCGUGUGGGCGAAUUGUAUUUCCGACCAGGCGAGCCUCAGAGACCGACUCGAGUCAUGUGGGAUCGUCAUAUCGAACACCUUAAGAGAGUCGUCCCCAAGGAGAAAUUGUUCUUUUAUGAUGUCCGUGAUGGCUGGGAGCCGCUCUGCGCCAUCCUUGGUGUGCCCGUGCCCAAGGAUGUCGAGUUUCCGAGGUUGAAUGAUGCUCAAGCAAUGGAGGCCUUUAUGAAGGCCAGUGCGAGACGCGGGCUGAUGGCUUGGACGGGUAUCUUUUUGACGCUCGCUGCGGCUGGGUAUUCUGUUGCCAAAUAUGUCAGGUGAAAAAUGGUUCCGGGCAGGGAUAUGGGGGCCAUCCUGGAGCCGGUGGUUGCCGAAGGUAUAUUGGAACCGGCCAAAACUCGUGUUGAAGUCGGGAGCUCUUUGAAGUUUGGCAGAAUGUCUUUGUUUUCAACAUCCAGAGCUGAACUUGUAAAGCAACGGUGCAUGGGUGUUCGUGAUGCGGCGCGCAGUCUGUUUAUCAGUGGUCUUUCAUUGGAGGAGAGGCGCAAUCGAGCGGCAAAACAACUUCUACGUUGUGUGGUACAGGGAUGGCUGCUCUGAGCGGUAGCUUUGGAUCAUGGAUCCAAAAUACAUUCCUUGAUAAUCAAACUGACAUGUCCUUACAAAAUGAAUCAUGCGGCGUACAGUUCUUCGUGAUCUGACCCAGCUGGCGCUCCAAGAACAUAUUCGGCACAACCAGGGCUAUGGGAGCGUCCACAGUAACGUCAAGGCUGACCAGUGUGUCGAGGCCGCGAUUCAACCUCCUAGAAGGCUGUCGAAUGAGUUCGGCAGCGCAACAUGACAUGACUGGAAGUAUGAGAUUUUGCCCAUCCACGAAAUCUUGAGGUCGACAUUGGAUAGAAAGUCAC